AUGGCAGAAGCAGAAGUCUGGAAGCUGCCCCCGCCACUGCCCCCUCGGCUGGACUGGUUUGUGCACACCCAGGCGGACCAGCUGGCCCAAGGCGGGAUCCCAGAGUGGUUCCACGGCACCAUCACGCGACAAGCUGCUGAGAACCUGCUGGAGUCUCAACCACCGGGAACCUUUCUUAUCCGAGUCAGUCACAGCCACGUGGGCUACACCCUUUCCUACAAAGCUCAGACCUGCUGCCGUCACUUCAUGGUAAAGCUCUCAGACGAUGGGACUUUCAUCCUUGCUGGGGACCAUAUGACCCAUGCCUCUCUGGACGCCCUGGUCUCAUUCCACCAGCAGAAACCUAUUCGGCCGUAUGGGGAGCUGCUGACCCAAGCCUGUGGCCAGGAGGAUCCAGCACACGUCGACUACGAAAAUCUCUUCCUGUACUCGAGUGCCCUGGCUCAGGGCGCUGAAAGCCAAGCUGGUGGCCCCACGGAAGGCCAGAGGCCUGCUUCCUGCCCACCCGAGGAGGCUCCGGAAAGGAAACUUUCCACCGCAACCGAUGGAAAGCUCGCAUCAGCCCCCAGCUCCCCAAAAGCACUUUUUGGGGAGGCGAAACAGAAACUGUGGAAGAACCUGAGGACACUGCCAGAGACCAGCCAGAGGGUGAAAGAGCGGCUCACUUCACACCUGUCCGCCAUAAACCUGCUGGGGGACGCCAGGCCUGUGGCACAGCAUCAUAGAGCUAUGACUCGAGCAUCGAGCUGGGACAGUGCCCACCACUCCGCAGGUGCCGGUGCCGGUGCAGCCACCUCCACAGCCUCCAGACCUGCCAGCUGGAGGGAGGCGGUCUCAGGGGUCAAGGCCUGGCGUGAAAAGCUGGUGAGGGCCCUGUCAGUCCAGGCCACCAAAUCAGAGCCUGUAGACUUGCCAGAAGCCCAGGACUGGGUACCUGAGGAAUACCUCCCACCACCGCCUUUCGCCCCUGGGUACUGA
This is a messenger RNA of Microtus ochrogaster (prairie vole), 978 nucleotides long. RefSeq names its product hematopoietic SH2 domain containing (gene Hsh2d). Lineage: Eukaryota; Metazoa; Chordata; Mammalia; Rodentia; Cricetidae. Gene Ontology annotation, cellular component: cytoplasm. The record is from RefSeq and is a predicted model, not a curated record.